Messenger RNA from Colias croceus (clouded yellow), 2052 nucleotides. It is a transcript of the gene Exd2, whose product is annotated as exonuclease 3'-5' domain-containing protein 2. The record is from RefSeq and is a predicted model, not a curated record. The coding region runs from base 147 to 1847 and encodes 566 amino acids. The transcript is spliced from 10 exons. Gene Ontology annotation, cellular component: nucleus; cytoplasm. Gene Ontology annotation, molecular function: nucleic acid binding; 3'-5' exonuclease activity. Gene Ontology annotation, biological process: nucleobase-containing compound metabolic process. Lineage: Eukaryota; Metazoa; Arthropoda; Insecta; Lepidoptera; Pieridae.
UAAAGGAAAACAUUGCAUGAAUUCUAGCAUAAUAUUUACUAUUUAUCGUGUUUACUGAUAAUAAUAUUCAAAUACACCUAAACAUUUAUUUUCCUUAACUGAUUCAAUCAUGUAAUGAUUAUUAGUGUACAAAAUAAAAUAUAAGAAUGACUGUGGAAGUUAAUACCUUGAUAAACAUAACCUCACUUGCAGUAGUAAUUUCUAUUGCCGGUAUAAGUUAUUUUUAUUUGAAAAGAAAGCGACAACUGACUGCCACAGAAGCAUUUAAAUAUUUAAAUAUAAAGCUUGUAGAAAAUGAGGCAUAUUGUGAUGAAAUUGUCAAUGAAUUUCGAAAGAAGUGCAGUUUACACCAUGCAAUUGGUUUUGAUUGUGAAUGGGUGACAGUGCAAGGGAAAAGGCAGCCUGUAGCGUUGAUUCAGCUUUCUACUUAUGACGGAUUUUGCAGUCUAUUCCGUUUGAGUAAAAUGAAAUCUAUUCCUGUAUCUUUAAAGGAUCUUCUAGAAGACGAGAAAAUAUACAAAGUCGGUGUAGCACCAGUCGACGACGCGAAGUACGUAGCUGCGGACUACGGAGUGUUCAUCAAGUCUACAUUAGAUAUCCGACAUAUUGUGGAACUGUGUGGUUACAAUCCGGGAGGACUGGCGGCACUGUCUUUGACAUUAUUGGUCGUAACCUUAGAUAAGACUUGGAGGAUUCGUUGCAGUGAUUGGGCGGCAUCCGAACUAACCGAGCGUCAAAUCAACUAUGCUGCAGCAGACGCGCACGUAGCAAUCAAAAUAUUCGUUAAUCUUAUUAACAAACAUCAGAGAAGAGGUUUGCUCUGGUUUAGAAGCAAGAAUCAUUGGGAAAACUUGAACGAUUUAUGUUGGAAAUACGCAGAUGUGUGUUUCAAAACGAAAGUAACGAAGAAAGUUAAGAAUGGCUUAAAAGAAAAAGAAGGCAAACCCAACAAGGAUUUAGUUCUCAGCAAGCGGUAUCCAUAUGCAAUUCGGUCUAAACCUUUGUAUCACAACUGUUUCUUACAAGCACCAGAUGGAGAGUUGUUGUGCACUUGUGAUACGAAAAAGGCUAUUUGGUACGUAGAAAAAGAGCUAGCGGACAAAGUGUCAGACGAUCCGCUCACAGUGCGCUUACGGUUCGAACCGGCCGGUCGUUCCGUGGGUAAAGUGGGUCAGUACUAUCAACUGACAAAACAGAAUAGAUGCGUGGUCUGCGGGGAGGAUAACUCGUAUAUACGCAAGAAUGUGGUCCCGAGAGAAUAUAGGAAACAUUUUCCAGAGGUAAUGAAAGACCAUUCUUCCCACGACGUGCUCCUACUGUGCGUAUCUUGUCACCAACGCAGCAAUAUGUUAGACCAGGCGGUGAGAGAAAGACUAGCUGUGCUAUGUGACGCGCCUUUCGCGUCACAUGACAAGACCAAAUAUAUUGAGGACGCUGAGUGCAAAAAGAUCCGUUCCGCGGCCCGCGCGUUACUCUACCAGUCGCGCAAGCACGUGCUCCCUGAAGCGCGGGUGAAGGAACUGGAGACGGUGCUGCUGCUGCACUACCCUGAACAUGAUGAGAUCACGGAGCAGCUGUUGACUGAAGCCUCGGAGAUUUCUGUUGUUAUAGAGAACGCGGACUACGAGUGCCACGGAUUCAAAGUGGUGGAAUAUUUCCUAAACAACGAAGAAGGUGGUCUCUUACGCCUCGAGGAGAUGUGGCGCCAACACUUCCUCGACUGUAUGCAGCCGAGGCACAUGCCGCAUCUGUGGUCUGUCAAGCAUAAUGAGGAGAGGUUACGAGUACGUCUGUCAGAAGGUCGACUAACUGAAAAUGAAAUGAAGAUGGUCGGGAUGCCUUUAUAGAAAAAUAUUACGAGAAAUAAUAAAUAUGUCUGAACCCUGAAGAUAUUUCAUCUUAUGAAUGUACAGGACACUGGAGAAUAACAUAAGAUACUCCGGUUUUGCUGGAUGUCUUUACAUAGUAAAGCCUAAAGAGCAACAUGCAUAUCGAAUGUAUGUAUUUUUGUAAAUAUUAGCAUAAUAUUUUUAUAAUAAAUACUUACAAGUA